Condylostylus longicornis is the source of this 2003-nucleotide messenger RNA. Its product is annotated as early boundary activity protein 1-like. Gene Ontology annotation, molecular function: DNA binding; transcription corepressor activity. Gene Ontology annotation, biological process: negative regulation of Notch signaling pathway; positive regulation of neuron differentiation. The coding region runs from base 160 to 1098 and encodes 312 amino acids. NCBI's taxonomy places the organism in Eukaryota, Metazoa, Arthropoda, Insecta, Diptera, Dolichopodidae. Gene Ontology annotation, cellular component: nucleus. The record is from RefSeq and is a predicted model, not a curated record. The transcript is spliced from 2 exons.
GUAUUUAAAUCAAAAAUUUACAUUAUUUUUUGUUGGUGUUUAACAAGUUUUUCGUUCAACAAUAAAAUAUAUAAAAAUUUCUUUCGUUACUGAAAUUUAUUUAAAGCAUUUUUGCUAUUUGCAUAAAGGGAAUAUUAUAAUAUAUAAAUUGGGGACAAAAUGACUAUUAUUAAGGCCGCAUUUUCAAAAAAGCGUCGUUUACUUGAAGCCUUUAUUGAUGCUGAAGAACAAAAUCAAAAUUCAAAUGAUACGAUUAUUGAACCAAAUUCAAAAAAAGUUCAUAUUGGUGAACCAAUAAAUGAUAAUAUUAGAAUGGAUUGCUCAAUUGAUACAUCCGAUUUCGAAAUAAAUAAUCCAAUACAACCAUUAUUGUCAUCUAGAGUUUUAUAUUUAAUUAAAGUUAAAUUAGAAAUAUUUGAACAAUGGGAAUUAAAAAAACGUACAGCAUUAGAAAAAAUUUAUGAAAGUGUUGAUUUAUUAACAAAUAAAGAAGAAAAGCUAGAAAAAUUACGAACAAUGAAAAAAGAAAAAGAAGAAAAACGUAAAUUAUUACAAAAUUCGCUAAUAACAAAUACAAAUGAUCUUAUUAAAUCUGAAAUAACUUCACAACUUUCAUUACAAAAUAUUCAUAAUUUGAAUAAUAAUCAAUUUGGAAAUCCAACUGUAAAGAAAGAAUCAAAUCAAAAAAUUGAAAAAAUGAUUCCAAUUGGACCAAAUGGUACAUUGGUGCCAGAAAAAGUAUUACAAUUAAUUAAUUGGAAUCAACCAACAGCUGCAACACGUAAGCUUUUAAUGACAGUAUUUGAUCGAGAUACCUUAGCAUUUCAUACAUUAACUGGUAAACCGUCACCAGCAUUUAUGGGUUGUGGCAGACCAUUAAAAGAUCAAUUAAAUCCACAAAAAGUUGCUGAUAUUAUUCAUAUUGUUACAAAACGUUCAAAAGCACCAGAACGAGAUAUUCGUAGUGCUAUAACAACGAAAUGUGCAGAUGAAAAUAAAAUGUACAAACAACGUCAACAAAGAAGAGAUAAAUUGGCAACAAUAUAUCAAGCAAAUAAAGAAAAUUUUAAUUAUUUUAAACAUAAUAUGACAUUUUGAAAAGGAAAAGCAAAAUUUAUUAUGUUAAAUUUAAAGAUAACAACUUCCUAAAUCGAACAUGAAAAUUAUUCUACAUUACUGAAAUCAUUUUCUAGAAUCAAAAGUUCCAUAAAAUCGUAUAAGAUAAUAUACAAUUAAUUAUGAGACAACACCUUUAAUUUUUAAACCUAUUACUUAUUAUAUUUGCAAAUAAUAUAUUAAUUGAUAAUAGGUUUAUUAAAUUUAUUUAAUUGAAUAUUUAAAGGUACUAAUAUUUUUUAAUUUUGCAUAUUCAACAUUUAAAAAAUUUAAUUUGCAACAUGAAACAAAAAAAAACAAAAAAAUUCUAAUUUUAGAGAUAAGAUUUUUAGUUUAUAAGAACUGUGAUUAGUAAAAGAAACUAUUUUUGAGAGCGAAAAUUGUGAAGAAGUGAUAAAAAGUCAAACUUAUAAAAUAAAAUUUUGUACCUACAAGAAAAACCAAAACUUUUACUUUUAAUGCUGAUUUUUUUUUAAAAGUUUCGGUUCAAUAUAAUUUACAAUAUUUUACAUAAUAUGUGAGAAAAGUCUUCAAGACAAAAACAGUUUAUAAACACAAAACAAUUAAUUUGAUUGUUUACAAUGAAAAUUGAAUUAACAAAAUUUAAAAAAUUUGGUAAUCGUUAUGCGUUUUGAUGAGAAAAAAAAUGCCUGCUACUAAUGCAAUUCAAUAUGGAAAACAGUAUUCCUUCGUGCGAGAAUAGAAAACUCAAUCUAGAAUCGAGUACACACCGAAAAGAGAUUUUAUAUUUAUAAACGUGAGUCCACAAUACUUUUUUUUAAGAAUAUAUCCAGAAAAACAGGAAAAAUAUUUCUAAGAAAUACUAAAAAAUUUAAGAGAAAAUUUCUGUUUUAUGUUAAAAAAUACACAUUUAAAAUUAAAAUGAG